Molecule: messenger RNA, 633 nt
Organism: Camellia sinensis
Lineage: Eukaryota; Viridiplantae; Streptophyta; Magnoliopsida; Ericales; Theaceae
Source: RefSeq, a predicted model, not a curated record
AUGUCGAUAUGGAUGGAAGGAAACAAAAAUCCCAGAUGGAACACUGUCAUGGAUUUCGGACUCCAUGACCCAUCUCUCCGAAACAACCUCCUCUAUCUCAAUUUCAACUUCCAUUGCCGUCGAACCUUGGGUGACAAAUUCAUCGGCCGAGUCAGUGUCCCCAUCAAUCCCCUCCUCGCCAUGACAUCUGGAAAUAGUACCGCUUCUCAGGUGGUCCAGUAUCCAGUUAUGACGUCUUCUGGGGAGUUGCGUGGCAUUGUAAACUUCUGCUUCGGAUUUGGGAACUCAAUUCGUCCAUUGGGACCACAACAACCGGCUCCGCAGUGGCGGCCACCACGACCACCACAUGUAGUGCUAGAGGCCAAACAACCGGCUCCGCAAUGGCAGCCAACACGACCACCACAUGUAGUGCUGGAGGCCAAACAACCGGCUCCGCAGUGGCAGCCAACACGACCACCACAUGUAGCGAUGGAGGCCCAACUUGAACGUCACUGGGGGCAGAGUUAUUAUACAAGUGAGCCACAGACACUGCAAAACCAAGUCAAUUAUGGUAGUAAUGCUCAGGCCAAUGAUGAUCAAGCCAAUCAGUAUGAUUAUGGUGAUCAGGCCAAUGAGUUUGAUAAUGAUGAUUAG